Fulmarus glacialis (Northern fulmar) is the source of this 1928-nucleotide messenger RNA. Its product is annotated as NACHT, LRR and PYD domains-containing protein 3-like. Lineage: Eukaryota; Metazoa; Chordata; Aves; Procellariiformes; Procellariidae. The record is from RefSeq and is a predicted model, not a curated record. The annotation marks the transcript as partial. Gene Ontology annotation, cellular component: cytoplasm. The transcript has 2 exons.
CUUAAAGACUUUCAGGAGUUUAAGACGAAGUUAUCGGAGGUUCGUGUGGAAGGAGAAUGGAAUAUCCCCAAGGAUUCGCUGGCGAAGGCCGUCCACCCUUGCGCGCUUGUCAGCUGCAUGGGCGAGAACUACAGCGAAGACGCCGCGAUGGACAUCGCGAUUGGGUUGUUCGAAGAGAUGAACCAGAGAGACCUCGCUGAGAAACUCCUGGAUGAGAAAGUGAAAGAGUACAAGCGGAAAUACAGAGAACACGUGGCCCGGGAGUUCCUCCGGUACAAAGAAGUGAACUCCUGUCUCGGGGAGAACCUGUCCGUCAGCAGCCGCUACACCGACCUGACCAUUGCCAGGAAGCCUCGGAGCAAGCGCGGAGGUGAGCACGAAGCUGUGGACGCCAGCCGUGGAUGUGCCGACGCCGCCAACGGACCAGCCACCAUCACUGUCACCGCGCAGACGCUGUUUAAACCCAACGAAGACGGGCAAACGCCGCAGGUCGUGGUGCUGGUGGGGGCCCCGGGGAUGGGGAAGACGAUGACGGUCAGGAAGGUGAUGGUGGAGUGGGUGGAAGGGACCCUCUACGCGCAGUUUGACUACGUCUUCUGCAUAGACUGUGAAGACAUUGCCUCUACCAAGGAAGCGAGCGUGGCAGACCUGGUUUCAAAGUGCUGCCCUCACAGGAGAAUGCCGGGUGGGAAGAUCCUGCAUGACCAGAAGAAGAUCCUGUUCAUUUUUGAUGGCUUCGAGGCCCUGGGGUUUUCCUUGGUUCAGCCUGAAGAUGAGCUGAGCUCUGACCCCAGGGAAGUGAAGCCGCUGGAAACCACCCUGAUGAGCUUGUUGAAGAAGACUGUUCUCCCCGAGUCCUCCUUGCUCAUCACCACGAGGCCAACAGCUCUUCAAAGCCUGGGGCGGUGCCUGGAGGGUGAGUAUUAUGCGGAAAUACUGGGAUUUUCGGCAGCCAUGAGGGACGAGUAUUUCCACAGAUAUUUUGAGAACGACAAUAAAGCUGACGUGGCCUUUAGGUUUGCCAGAGGCAACAAGGUCCUCUACAACUUGUGCGUCAUCCCCGUCAUGAGCUGGACCGUCUGCACCAUCCUUGAACAAGAGCUUUACAAGAAGAAAAACCUCAUCGAGUGCUCUAAAGCCACCACGCGGAUGAGCGUGUUUUACCUCUCCCGGUUGAUGAAGUGCAGAGGCAGGGACGACCCGCGGGACCUUCAGCGGUUCCUGUGCAAGCUCUGCUCCUUGGCUGCUGAUGGCGUCUGGAAGCACAAGGUCCUCUUUGAGGAGAAAGAAAUCAAGGACUGUGGCUUGGACCAGCCAGACCUUUUCCCCCUCUUCCUCAACGAGAAGAUCUCAAAGAAAGGCGUAGACCAUGGGAACGUCUACAGCUUCACCCACCUGCACCUCCAGGAGUUUUUUGCGGCGAUGUUUUACGUUCUGGAGGACGAUGAAGAAAUGGUCGGCAACUCAGGGGCUCUCGCGAAGGAUGUAAAUGCGUUAUUAGAAAGCUAUAACGAGUCCAGGAAGGAUUUGAACUUAACGGUGCGGUUCCUGUUCGGUCUGGUAAGCCAAAAAUCGAUAGAGUACAUGGACAAAAUCAUCGGGUGCAGAAUUUCACCGCGAGCCAGGGAAGAUAUGCUGAAGUGGCUUCAGGGGAGGCACAGUGGCAUCUCCCAUCCCGGCCAAGUGCAGAAGGUUUCGGAGUUGGACACUUUCCACUUUUUGUUUGAGAUGAACGAGAAAAGCUUCGCGCAAAGUGCGUUAAGUCGUUUCACUGACAUAGACUUGCAGGACAUCAAGUUGACCCUGUACGACCAAAUGGCUCUUUCCUUCUGCAUCAGGCAGUGGGCUGGGCUGGGCUGCGUCUCCCUCCGGGGAUGCUCCUUCGACCGGCAGGAUCCCGGGGAGGAGCUGGCCGCCUCGGUGCCUCG